CAGCGUGAACCACGUGGGUCUCUGCUCCCUGACCUGUUUCCUGUUUGGAAAGAGUUCCAGCUUCAUCACGGAGUUUCUCUCGGUUUGUGGGCUCAUCUAAAGGACCAACGUGGAUCGAGAAGUCAGCGCUCUCAGGAGGCCGACAAUUUUGUUGAAGAAACAAGUGGAAGAAAAAAGUACAACCGUGACGAGUUUGGGAAAGAUUUUACUGUGAAAGCUUCCCUAAAAAUGCAUCAGGUCAUCCACACCGGAGAGAGACCAUUCAGCUGUGGAGACUGUGGAGAGUCUUUUACCAGGUCUGGACACUUAAAAACACACCAACUAAUCCACACUGGAGAGAGACCGUUCAGCUGUGGAGAGUGUGGAAAGUCUUUUACGCAAUCUGGACACUUAAAAACACACCAACUGAUCCACACUGGAGAGAGACCGUUCAGCUGUGGAGACUGUGGAAAGUCUUUUACCAGGUCUGGAAGCUUAAAAACACACCAACUAAUCCACACCAGAGAGAGACCGUUCAGCUGUGACGAGUGUGGAAAGUCUUUUACGCAGUCUGGACACUUAAAAACACACCAACUGAUCCACAGUGGAGAGAGACCGUUCAGCUGUGGAGACUGUGGAAAGUCUUUUACCGAGUCUGAAAGCUUAAAAACACACAAACUCAUCCACAGUGGAGAGAGACCUUUGAGCUGUGACGAGUGUGGAAAGUCUUUUAUCCACUCUGGAAGCUUAAAAAGACACCAACUCAUCCACAGUGGAGAGAGACCAUUCAGCUGUGAUGAAUGUGGAAAGUCUUUUACCAGGUCUGGAAGCUUAAAAACACACCAACUAAUCCACACUGGAGAGAGACCGUUCAGCUGUGACGAGUGUGGAAAGUCAUUUAUGCGCAUUUCACACUUAAAAUCACAUCAACUCAUCCACAGUAGAGUUAAAGCGUACACCUGUGAUCAGUGUGGCAGAGCUUUUACUCACAGUAACAACUUACAGAGUCAUCUAGUUACCCACUCUGGAAUUAAGGCGUACAGCUGUGACAUUUGUGGAAAAACUUUCAGCCAGAUAGGGAGCCGAAAUACACACCUACGCAUUCACACCAGACAUGAUGUGUACAGCUGUGAUCAGUGUGGUAAACAGUUUACUACAAACACAGAGUUACGACAUCACAUGUUUACCCACACUGAGGAACGACCUUAUAAAUGUGACCUGUGUGACAAGACUUUUAAAUCUCCACGUUACCUGAGACAACACCAACAGAUCCACACCAGAAAGACUCUACAAGUGCAGUUACUGUGAGGUAUGUAUUUAUAUUUUUAUCUUGUCAGCCCGACUGUUUGAAACAACUCUGCUCAUCAAAGUGUGUUAGCAUGUUAGCAAUUCUACUGCAUGGAAAGGCAGCUCUGAAUGAUUAUUCAGACUCUAAUC
Messenger RNA from Pelmatolapia mariae (spotted tilapia), 1416 nucleotides. RefSeq names its product gastrula zinc finger protein XlCGF57.1-like. Gene Ontology annotation, molecular function: RNA polymerase II cis-regulatory region sequence-specific DNA binding; DNA-binding transcription factor activity, RNA polymerase II-specific. NCBI's taxonomy places the organism in Eukaryota, Metazoa, Chordata, Actinopteri, Cichliformes, Cichlidae. The record is from RefSeq and is a predicted model, not a curated record. Gene Ontology annotation, biological process: regulation of transcription by RNA polymerase II. The transcript is spliced from 2 exons. The annotation marks the transcript as partial.